AUGGCGUUUCCUGUUCAUUGGGACCGCAUCGUUCGAUUCAUCGCAGAGGAAGACGGUCAAGAAUAUCUGGGAGAGCCUAUCGAUUCGGCGAUUGACGUCGGUGCUGCCGUGGCCUCCUCAACACCAGUCCAGGUCCUCGUUUUCCACGGCUCAUCGCCGCUUGACAUUACCAUACAUCCCACAACGACUAUUCUCACCAUCAGAUCUCUACUACCGCCCAUCACUCGCAAAGAAAUCGGGACGAUCCGCUGCAUUGGUCUCAACUACCGCCAUCAUGCCGCAGAGAUGAAACUCACACUUCCCACACAUCCUUGCGUAUUCUUCAAGCCAGCGUCAUGCCUGAACAGUCCCGGCCAUCCGCUUCUCAUUCCCUACCAAGCUUCAGACGGCCAAGCAGAUUACGAGGCCGAGCUUGCCGUCGUCAUAGGGCGAGAAUGCCGCAAUGUUGAUCCUGCGAAGGCGCUGGACUACGUUUUGGGCUACAUGUGCUCGAACGAUGUCACCGCUCGCAAAUGGCAGUUUGCGGGUGGCAACACGCAAUGGGGUUAUGGAAAAGGGUUCGAUGGAUUCGCUCCCAUGGGGCCUUGCCUGGUGUCCACACGAGCAAUCCCGGAUCCUAGUGUGAUCGAACUGAAGACGCUCCUUAACGGCAAUGUGAUGCAGGAAGGAAGAGCGGAUGAUAUGAUAUUUUCCAUCGCAGAGAUUGUGUCGCACUUGAGCCAGGGUACGACGCUGGAGGCUGGCACGGUCAUAAUGACUGGCACACCGCACGGCAUCGGCGUGAGCAAAGAGCCUCCCAUCUUCUUGCAGCAUGGGGAUGAUCUGAGGGUGGUUAUGAGCCACGGGCUUGGAAGUCUGGUGAGCAAUGUGGUGUAUGAAGGUCAAGAUCGAUCUUGA
Molecule: messenger RNA, 897 nt
Organism: Ramularia collo-cygni
Lineage: Eukaryota; Fungi; Ascomycota; Dothideomycetes; Mycosphaerellales; Mycosphaerellaceae
Product: related to 2-keto-4-pentenoate hydratase/2-oxohepta-3-ene-1,7-dioic acid hydratase (catechol pathway)
Exons: 3
Coding region: 1-897 (298 amino acids)
Molecular function (GO): acetylpyruvate hydrolase activity
Source: RefSeq, a predicted model, not a curated record